Molecule: messenger RNA, 15718 nt
Organism: Coregonus sp. 'balchen'
Lineage: Eukaryota; Metazoa; Chordata; Actinopteri; Salmoniformes; Salmonidae
Source: the annotation of a GenBank genome assembly
UGAGCCAUGUCGUCGGUUCCCUCCAGCACAGACUCUGUGGGCCCCGUGCCCUCCGUCUGCCCCCAUGCAGCCAAACUCUGCAACGCACAGGCCAACGGAGUGGCCACCAUUUUGAAUGGGGGGUCCAAGGUCAACGGAGAAGCCAUGUUGAACGGCCACAAGUUCUCCGUGAAUGGAUCGGCUCAAGUGAACGGGGACAGUGCUGGCCAUAAGGCCCAGAACGGGUCGGUCCAUGUGAACGAGGACGAGGAAGAGAACGACCUGGAGAAGGCAGCCGCAGGCGUGGAGGAGAGGCAUUGGAUCCGUCCUGACUUGCCCAGCAAAUGCACCUGGAAACUGGGCGGGUCUUCCACCGAGUCCCCUCACUGCCACUCUGCACUGUGAGUCACAAACUUAUGAACAGUAUUUGCAUAGAUUUCAGCUGAGGAGUUACAUCUCCAUAGCAGAACCACAGUAUUUCCACAUACUCUGCUCAUCCUCCCUCCUCUUUGAACACCUAUAGUUUACAUAGUCCACUGACCACUAAUUUCCCUUGCCUAGCUAAGAUAUAGUCACCAGCUUGGUUCACUAGAAAGGAGAACAAAGAACCAACAUAUCCCCGCCCCAUGUGCUUUUGUUUCUCUUUUUGUUGAGCAGCAGCAUUAAAAGCAGGAUGUUGUUUUGACUUGCACAAGUUUGACAUUUAUCCUGGCUCCAUUUUCCUGCAUAAUGACACACCUGAAAGGGCCAGAGCCACAAAGAAGACCUGGGAGGGAGGAAGGGUUGGGCAAGAGAUGUUUGGUGUUUCACCAUGACAUGACAAUUUUAGGAUUGUUUCCAGCAACACUGAAGUGAGCUGGCAUUUUGGCCUAGGGAAAAGGGAAUGUGUGUGUGGUAGGCUCAUGCUGAGGGCCUGGCAUUUCUCUGGCACAGUCUGGCUGUUUAACUCUGUAAUCUCUCCACUCGAUAAAUUAACAACUCAGUGCUGCCUGCCACAUGCACAGGCGUGUUUGUCUUACUGACAAACAGAAUCCAGAGGCUAGAGUACCAUGUUACAAAACUCACUGUCCCAAAGAUUUCAUGAAACAGAGGUUACCCUGUUACAAAAGUAGCCAAGUUACACAAGUUUCCAUCUUACAAAACUGUAACAACAUUCAAGAAGAUACAUUACAUGACCAAAAGUAUGUGGACACUUGCUCGUCGAAAAUCUAAUUCCAAAAUCAUGGGCAUUAAUAUGGAGUUGGUCCCCCCCGUUGCUGCUAUAAUCCACUCUUAUGGGAAGGCUUUCCACUAGAUGUUGGAACAUUGCUGCGGUGACUUGCUUCCAUUCAGCCACAAGCAUUAAUGAGGUCGGGCACUGAUGUUGGGCGAUUAAGCCUGGCUCACAGUCGGCAUUCCAAUUCAUCCCAAAGGUGUUCGAUGGGGUUGAGGUCAGGGUUCUGUGCAGGCAAGUCAAGUUCUUCCAUACCGAUAUCAACAAAACAUUUCUGUAUGGACCUCGAUUUGUGCACGGGGGCAUUGUCAUGCUGAAACAGGAAAGGGUCUUCCCCAAACUGUUGCCACAAAGUUGGAAGCACAGAAUCGUCUAGAAUGUCAUUGUAUGCUAUAGCGUUAAGAUUUCCCUUCACUGGAACUAAGGGGCCUAGCCCGAACCAUGGAAAAACAGCACCAGACAAUUAUUCCUCCUCCACCAAACUUUACAGUUGGCACUAUGCAUUGGUGCAGGUAGCAUUCUCCUGGUAUCCGCCAAAUCCAGAUUCGUCCGUCAGACUGCCAGAUGGUGAAGUGGGAUUCAUCACUCCAGAGAACGCGUUUCCACUGCUCCAGAGUCCAAUGGCGGCGGGCUUUACAUCACACCAGCCGUCGCUUGGCAUUGAGUGAUCUUAGGCGGCUGCUCGGCCAUGGAAACCCAUUUCAUGAAGCUCCCGACGAACAGUUAUUUUGCUGACUGUCCAGAGGCAGUUUGGAACUCUGUAGUGAGUUGCAACUGAGGACACACUUCAGCACUCGGCGGUCCCGUUAUGUGAGCUUGUGUGGCCUACCACUUCGCGGCUGAGCCAUUAUUGCUCCUCGACGUUUCCUCUUCACAAUAACAGCACUUAUAGUUGACCGGGGAAGCUCUAGCAGGGCAGAAAUUUGACGAACUGACUUGUUGGAAAGGUGGUAUCCUAUGACGGUGCCAUGUUGAAAGUCACUGAGCUCUUCAGUAAGGCCAUUCUACUGCCAAUGUUUGUCUAUGGAGAUUGCAUGGCGGUGUGCUCGAUUUUAUACACCUUGUCAGCAACAGGUGUGGCUGACAUAGCCGAAUCCACUAAUUUGAAGUGGUGUCCACAUACUUUUUUAUAUAUAGUGUACUUUGGAGCAAACAUAUCCAUGUUUACGAAGCAUGUGACAAAUACAAUUUCAUGAUUUGUUUUUCGUUGCCUAUUUUCCUGGGCUAUUUGUGAGUCUAUUCCAUGUUUUUUUUUUUUGUGAAUAUUGAUUUUGCUCCAUAACUGAGUCUCUAACCCAUACUCUCCUCUCAGGACUGAAACCCCCAGCAUUCUACCCAACAUCCUCGGGAAGAUCGGAGACACACCUCUGGUCCGCAUGAACAAGAUCCCCAAAGCCUUCGGCCUUAAGUGUGAACUUUGUGAGUAUUUACACAUACACACACAGUCAUGAUAUGACACACACAGUCAACCUUAACGGCAUGACACACAGUCAACACACACAGCAUGACACCCACUGAGCAUAUUGACACUAGCCAAAAGACAACCAGAUAAAGGGAAUAACUGUAUUUGCACUUCCUUGUUUGUGUCAACAUGAUGGAAAUACAGUAACUUAGCUGGCUGUGUCAUUUUAAACUCACAUUUUCUGUUCCCUCCCAAAAAACAGUUUGAGUGUGUUUGAUUUACACAUUGUGGGCGAUCAGCUGUCUUCCCCAGAGCUGUUAUAUGUUUUAAAGCAUGAAUCCAUAUAUCCGGUAGUAGAGGACAUGACAAAGAGGGAGGGAUCGAGAGAAAGGAAGGAGUGAGGGUUAGGAGAAAUGGAGAGAGGGAUAUGGAGAAAGAAAUGGGUACAUGGCGAUGAAAAAUAGAUAGAGGGAUAAAAUAGAAGUGAGGAAGAAUUAAAUAAUUGACCAAAGAAGAGUGCAAGAGCAAGGUAGAGGAGGUUCUUUAGACUCCUCCUGUAGGACAGUUUAGCUGUGAACGGUUACCCUUUGUUAUACUGUCAUUACUUCAAAGUCAACAUAAGGGUAUCAUAUAGCCUCUUUCCUGACAUUACAGUCCACUAGGCUCCACUGUAUGAUGGUAGGGGUCUUGUCUAAGGUAGGCUAGUACACUCUGGGUGGAGGGGGGUAUGGUCACCUGAAAGACCCUCUGUUCUGUGGGAAUAGGUAACUUUCUGAGGGCCACUGUAGCAAGGUGGGGUGGGAGGGGGGCAGGAGAGGGGCAAGGUCUUGUAUCAGGUGACACUAGGCAGGAUUGUGACAGUCACAAGGUUUGGGAAGUCUUGGGAAGUCAGGAUGUGGAUUCUGAGGGAAAUGUUACUGUCAUUACCUAUAGCAUCUGUUGUUCUUGUUGUUAAGGACCAGCUAUUCUGCACAGCGACUAGCUAGCUCAGACAGACCCUUGUUUUUUCUCGGAUUGAUUAGUACAGUUGACCAAUGACCAGUAAAGUACAGUAAUGCCAGACUGUUAAUAAUAGUGCCGUUUUGUACCACCCUCCAUGUGGGGGGUGUUUGAGUUCACUGCAUGUGAACCAUGUCACGGUCCUCAGUCUAAAUCUCUCCCCUCUCGCCAGUGAGUGUUUUUUAUGGGCCUAAUUGUUUAGAGUCUAUCUCUGGUUGAUUCACACGGCUUAGUGGGCCUGUUUCCAUGGUACUUCCAUGGAUUUUCACGUGAUUCAGAUUUACUUUUUGUCUGUCCAUAGUGGAUUUGGGGCAGUUUGGAGUCUGUGCCAAUCGGCUAUUGUACUUGUGUACGUGUGAAAGGGAGAGUGGGUCUGGUAUGUGUGCGACACUGUGGACCUUUGGACGACCCCCCCCAUGAUCGUGAGCCAGCGCAGUACAUAUUCAUAAUUCAACAUUUCCUCACACAUGAUGUUACCACCCUGUCUCUUUUUUUCUCUCUGUGUCUGUGUGUCUGUGUGUUUGUGUGUGUUUGUGUGUGUUUGUGUGUGUGUGUGUGUGUGUGUAGUGGCCAAGUGUGAGUUCUUCAACGCAGGGGGCAGUGUGAAGGACCGUAUCAGUCUAAGGAUGGUGGAGGAUGCAGAGAGAGCUGGGAUCCUCAAACCAGGAGACACCAUCAUCGAGCCCACCUCAGGCAACACAGGUACAAGUGUGAGAGAGUGUGAGAGAGAGAGAGAACUCUCUGGAACUGGCUAUGUGACUCACGGCAGAAAGAUUACAUCCCAGUUUUUUAUUACAUUUUUUGGAGUAUGCCUGUACAAGUGUGUGUACACACGUGUGUGUGUUUAAAAUGAGUUUGGCCUGGUAUGGUCAUGUAGUCACUGAGACCUCCCAGCCUACCUUUGACAUUAGGAUCCACAGGAGCCCUGUGUUGUGCGUUAUGGUCUGUACUGCUGACAUGACCUGCAGGUAUUCACACCUGUAUUUACACCUGUCCUCUCUCUCUCUUUGUGCUGCAGGUAUUGGUCUGGCCUUGGCUUCUGCAGUUAAAGGCUAUCGCUGCAUCAUCGUCAUGCCUGAGAAGAUGAGCAUGGAGAAGGUGAGGCUGCUGUGUGUUUGUGUACGUUUGUGUCUGUGCAUGUGUCCGUGCGUAGGCAUUUUUUAUGUAACUAACUGUAAUCUGGUCUUGUGUUCCUCAGGUGGAUGUGCUGAGAGCCUUGGGGGCGGAGAUCGUGCGUACCCCCACCACCGCACGCUUUGAUUCACCGGAAUCCCACGUGGGCGUGGCCUGGCGUCUGAAGAACGAGAUUCCCAACUCUCACAUCCUGGACCAGUACCGUAACCCUAGCAACCCCCUGGCCCACUACGACACCACUGCAGAGGAGAUCCUGGAGCAGUGCGAUGGUGUGUGUGUGUGUGUGUGUGAUAGAGAAAUUGAGUGAAGAAUACCCUUUCCCUACUACUGCAGUAAUAGACAUCUUUCUGCGCCAAUCUGCCCUUGCAGGUAAGGUGGACAUGUUGGUGGCAGGAGCUGGCACAGGUGGCACCAUCACUGGCAUCGCCCGCAAGCUGAAGGAGAGAUGCCCCAACAUCAAGGUAUGGCACUGAGUCACUAACACAAUGUCUCAGAUCUAUAAGAAGGCAAUCUGACUAACAUGUUAUCGCCCUGCCCUGUGUACUUUGUCUUGUAGAGCCAAUUCCAAAUUAAUUUAGCUGAACGUUUUUAGCAACAACGUCAAUUUAAGGCCCACAGGGAUAUAAACUAUAUAAAGUAUGUGGACACCCCUUCAAAUUACUGGAUUCGGCUAUUUCAGCCACACCUGUUGCUUACAGGUGUAUAAAAUUGAGCACACAGCCAUGCAAUCUCCAUACACAAACAUUGGCAGUAGAAUGACCUUACUGAAGAGCUCAGCGAAUUUCAACGUGGCACCGUCAUACGAUGCCACCUUUCCAACAAGUCAGUUUGUCAGAUUUUUUCCCUGCUAGAGCUGCCCAGGUCAACUAUAAGUGAUGUCAUUGUGAAGUGGAAAUGGAAACUGUUCGUCGGGAGCUUCAUGAAAUGGGUUUCCAUGGCCGAGCAGCCGCACACAAGCCUAAGAUCACCAUGUGCAAUGCCAAACGUCGGCUGGAGUGGUGUAAAGCUUGCCGCCAUUGAACUCUGGAGCAGUGGAAACACGUUCUCUGGAGUGAUGAAUCAUGCUUCACCAUUUGGCAGUCUGACAGACAAAUCUGGGUUUGGCGGAUGCCAGGAGAACGCUACCUGCCCCAAUUCAUAGUGCCAACUGUGAAGUUUGGUGAAGGAGGAAUAAUGGUCUGGGGCUGUUUUUCAUGUUUCAGGCUAGGCCCUUUAGUUCCAGUGAAGGGAAAAAAGUGCUUCCAACUUUGUGGCAACAGUUUGGGGAAGGCCCUUUCCUGUUUCAGCAUGACAAUGCCCCUGUGCACAAAGCGAGGCCCAUACAGAAAGGUUUUGUCGAGAUCGGUGUAGAAGAACUUGACUGGCCUGCACAGAGCCCUGACCUCAACCCCAUCAAACACCUUUGGGAUUAAUUGGAACGCCGACUGCGAUCCAGGCCUAAUCGCCCAACAUCAGUGCACAACCUCACUAAUGCUGUUGUGGCUGAAGUCCCUGCAGCAAUGUUCCAACAUCUAGUGGAAAGCCUUCCCAGAAGAGUGGAGGCUGUUAUAGCAGCAACGGGGGGACCAACUCCAUAUUAAUGGGCAUGACUUUGGAAAGAGAUGUUCGAGCAGGUGUCCACAUACUUUUGGUCAUGUAGUGUACCUUAUUGAGCUAAGUCAUGAAGUUGGAUCAUAAAAUAAUAUUGAGCCUGCCACUGAUAAAUAAAGCCAUACAAUGUAUCUCAAAUUGAUCAAGUAAAGAUUAAAGUUGCCUAACUUGCCUUUGCUUUACCUUUGUGUGUGAUGUAUUUAUUACCAUGUUAUUUUGACUUGAUGUAAUGGUUAGUUAACAUUGUUGUUCUGUGUUGUGUAGAUCGUGGGUGUGGACCCUAAGGGUUCUAUCCUGGCUGAGCCAGAGGAGCUGAACAAGACAGAUAAGACCCAGUAUGAGGUGGAGGGCAUCGGAUACGACUUCAUCCCCACCGUACUGGACAGAUCUGUGAGUGUGUGACAGUGACCUCCUGAGUUGAGCUGUGUGUGAGACUGUGGUGGUGAUGUGUUUUCUAUGCUGUAUACAGCAAGAUCUACAAUAAUAUACAGUAUGACCGCUCAAACUCAAAAGUGUGUUCAAAUUGCAUGUGGAAGGAAAAUUAUUCAUAAUCUAUACAUACUGUAUGCUGUAUCUGUGUGAUAUGGUAGAAUGCAUAUGAAUGUUACCCUCUUUUUCAGGUAAUUGACAUGUGGUAUAAGUCCAAUGACGAGGAGUCCUUUGCCAUGUCACGCAUGCUGAUCAGGGAGGAGGGGCUUCUCUGCGGUAGGUUGACUUCACACACAAUGACUGGUGCUCCCAAAAAACAUCAUUCUCUAAUAGUGUGUCUGUCUCUGUGUAGUACUGUAUGGUCUAACUCUCUCGCUCUCUGUCUCCCCCUCUCUCUCUCUGUCUGUAACUGUAGGAGGUAGUUCAGGCACAGCCAUGGCUGCAGCAGUUAGAAUGGCCACAGAGCUGAAGGAGGGACAACGCUGUGUUGUCAUCCUGCCUGACUCCAUCCGCAACUACAUGUAAGCAACUAGAGAGGGAGAGAAGAAGGGGAUGAGUGGAAGAGGAGGGAGGUUGAGGGGAAAAGGAGGAUGGGGAGCAAGUUAAAUGUGGGGAGAAGGAGAAUUGAUAUUCCACUUUUUUUUUAAUGGGGUAUGUAGUACCAGUGAUUUAACAGAGAUGUGAGCCUUGAUUAUGACCAAUUCUAACCCCUACACCCCAGGUCUAAGUUCCUGAGUGACAACUGGAUGUGUGAUAAGGGCUUCCUAACCCCAGAAGACCUGAUGAUGUCCAAACCCUGGUGGUGGAACCUGAGUCUGCAGGCUCUGAACCUAUGUGCCCCCCUCACUGUGCUGCCCUCAAUCAACAUCAAGAGGACCAUCAAGAUCCUCAAGGAGAAGGCCUUCGACCAGGCACCCGUCGUUGACGAGUCCGGGUACGCCUUUACCUGCUUACCAUAGUUACCUGGUUGUCAUAGAGGCCAUGUGCCAAUGUACCUUAUUGUGUAAAUGUUGACAAAACAUUAGUAUUGUUAUUGACAAAACAUUGAUUAGUAUUGACAAAACAUUGCCUGUAUUCAGUUGUCAUAAUAAUAAUUGCCAUAUCCUCUCUCUCUGUCUGUGUAGCAUGAUCCUAGGUAUGGUUACCCUGGGCAAUAUGUUGUCUUCAGUACUAGCUGGGAAGGUUAAGGCCUCUGACCCUGUCGCCAAGGUGCUUUACAAACAAUUCAAACAGGUCAGUCACCUCACCUAGAUGCCCUCACACUUUGACUCAACCAUAAGCUCUUAAACAAAUAUCUUUGAGUAGGGUUUCCUAAUUCUCAUUUGUCCGCCUCAGGUGCGACUAACAGAUAACCUGGGAAAGCUAUCCCGUAUCCUGGACACAGAUCACUUUGCCCUGGUGGUGCAUGAGCAGAUCCAAUGUAAGUUUACCCCUUCUUCCUCUUCUCCUCUCUUUUAUCGACCUUUAUCUUCCCAUCUUUCUGUCUUCCUGUUUCUCACUCUCACUUCCUCUUAUCACACCCCUACUCUUCUUGUAUUGCUUCAUCCUAUUUUUCCUCUCGCUCCUUUUCUUAUUUUUUAAAAAUCUUCUCAUCAAUGCCAUCUUAUUCUUCCCACCUUUUAUAGCCCCCACUUUGCUCCUUCUGUCCCUUUUCCACCACCGCUAGUUACCUCUGUCAGACAGUAGAGAAGAAUAUUCCUAGAAACACCUGAGGUGCGUUCAGUUCGCCUGAACAUUUGCUACGUUGCGGAACGGUUUGUACUGAACGACAAGUUUCCCCAAAACGUUAUUUUACGUUCUUGAACAGACUUUGAGGUACGUUUGCUCCCGUUUGGUGGGUGUGGCGAGGUGUGGCUUGAAGCAAUAAGUGACGAUUUAAAGUGCAGUGGCCAUGCUGACAGCGUUCCCCAACCCACAACCCCUCCCCCCUUUUCAAUUGGUCGUUAAGUACAGCACCGUUUCCAUUCAAUUGAACGUUCCAGAACGUAAAAACGCACUGAACGCAGCCCUGCUCUCUUCUGUUGAAGAUGACCAGCCCCUCUCCCUGUCAGCCAAUGAAAACUCUGAGCUGUCCAUCCUACAGGGUCAGGGGUUGCUGAUAAGGUGCCCCUUGGUUCCUCUCCAGGUAACCGACAGCAACCGUAGCACCUGUCUGCUACCAAAACAAACAACAGCCCAGCCAGAGGCAACGUGGCGGUUGUUUUCCCUCUCUUUCUCGCUGGUGUGGGACUUUGCUUAAUAGGUCAUACUGUUUUUGUCAACCCACCACCACACCUUCAUCAGAGGAAAAAGUACUUUCAACAUUUAUUUUGUUUAUACUCAUUGGUACACCGCAAAUUCUCCAGUGUUAAAUCAACAUUGACGGUAUUAAAUGUAACACUGGGCCAGUGUCUAUACGGGUCCACACGUUUGAGUGUUAAAUUAACACUGUGCUUAGUGCUGACGCUGUUACACUUUGUCAGUGUUAGGGAAUUAACACUUUCAGUGUUAUGCAAUAACACCUUAUAAAGUAUUUUUAAUAAUAAUAAUAAUAAUAUGCCAUUUAGCAGACGCUUUUAUCCAAAGCGACUUACAGUCGUGCGUGCAUACAUUUUUGUGUAUGGGUGGUCCCGGGGAUCGAACCCACUACCUUGGCGUUACAAGCGCCGUGCUCUACCAGCUGAGAUACAGAGGACCACAUUAAACACUAGUAAGUGUAUAUAGUUUGCACCAAUGGUGUUAUGCAAUAACACAUCAUAUAGUAUUUUUUACCAUUACACCAAGAGGCCCGUAUAUCUUGACAAGGUCACUCAGUGUUGGGUUAAGGAUAUUACAAUAAUAUUUACAAGUAAUUAUUGCCACAUGCUCUUAUGUAAGCAUUUACUGUAUAAAAACUUCAGAACUGGCAACGGAUGUGCUCAAACUUUAAUUAACUUAACCAUAGACCACUUAAACUGGUAAAACACUUCCACUCUUGGGUGGCUAAAAAUAACUAAUUGAAAGCCACGGCCCCACUAAGCCACGUACCCAACAUAAUUUCCCAGUGUGCUUUGCCUUUUCGAGUUAAAUUGUAGAGUUACCACCCAUGACUGUAUUUGUUAGUGACAGAGACAUGGUUGUUGAAUUCAUUCAUUUUCAGUCCUGUGGACUUCACCAAGUGAGUUCCUACUGUAGGCUAAUGUAAUCAUUAAAAUUUAACUGUUUAUGACAAUACGUUACAUAUAUCAUAAGGCCUUACUUUGAUGGCCAUGUUUGGUUUACAGGCCACAUCAGGCCUGCAAGUCACGUUAUGCUGGCUUGCAAAAUUAUAUGUAAUUCUUAUUGGAAUCCAGCCAGAGUUCGGACAUCUAACAGUUAGAAUUUCUAUUCACCCGCAACCUGCAUUCAGAAUGACUGUCAGAGUUAGGAACAUUGAUAAAGGAGACUACCUAAACCAUUUAAACUGGAACAACCAUUUAAGUAACGGGUGCAAUACAUCUAACUAACUGAUUGGAUUAGUUUAGAAAAAUGUAUGUUAUUUAUCUUUGUGUAGCAUAAGAUUAAUCAAUAAAUGUACUGUACAUGCAAAAACACAGAUAUUAAAAACAAUAUUUUAAAAAAUCUAGCUGCAGUAGCGCAUGCUGGGAAAUGAUGGGCAUGGUUUUGAUUAGAAUGUUUUACUCUCAACACAGUAAAACUGACACAAACACACACUCUCACUCAAAACUGGUUAUUAACACCAACAGUGGGGUUAUUAUUACUCCUGAAUCAACACUAGAAAUGUUACACUGAAAACACUAAGUAACACUAGCCAAUUUGCUGUGUAUAUUCUUUUCAUCUACUAUAAUUUACUGAGACAUACCUAUGGCAAGGAGUUUUUCUGACCAUGUGCCCUGAGCAGGAAAGACUGGGCCCCAGCUAUGACUAGGCACCCCUAUGCUCCCUAUCAUAGUUUGCUAUGUUCAUCCUAUAUCCAGUGUCCCCUGUCUAACAACAGGACCUCUUUGGAACCAGACUCUCGUUGGGACCUAACCCUAACCCUGUCUCUCAAACAGGAAGCUAGUUACAUAACUUAUUGUAAAAUGAUAAGGUUUGAUUUGGUGUAAUUGCCAGCUAUUGCAUCCUUGGAUGAAGAGCCUGGGAAGUUAGUUUCCAACUUCCUUUGUGGAGAACAUUCCCAUCUACCAAAUCUUGGACUUACAGUGGCUUGAGAAAGUAUUCACCCCCCUUGGCAUUUUUCCUAUUUUGUUGCCUUACAACCUGGAACCUGAUUCCAAUCUUUUUUUAAAUCAUUUGAUUUACACAAAAUGCCAAUCACUUUGAAGAUGCAAAAUAUUUAUUUUGCGAAACAAACAAGAAGUAAGACAAAAAAACAAAAAACUUGAGCGUGCAUAACUAUUCACCCCCCCAAAGUCAAUACUUUGUAGAGCCACCUUUUGCAGCAAUUACAGCUGCAAGUCUCUUGGGGUAUGUCUCUAUAAGCUUGACACAUCUAGCCACUGGGAUUUUUGCCCAUUCUUCAAGGCAAAACUGCUCCAGCUCCUUCAAGUUGGAUGGGUUCAGCUGCUGUACAGCAAUCUUUAAGUCAUACCACAGAUUCUCAAUUGGAUUGAGGUCUGGGCUUUGACUAGGCCAUUCCAAUACAUUUAAAUGUUUCCCCUUAAACCACUUGAGUGUUGCUUUAGCAGUAUGCUUAGGGUCAUUGUCCUACUGGAAGGUGAACCUCCGUCCCAGUCACCAAUCUCUGGAAGACUGAAACAGGUUUCCCUCAAGAAUUUCCCUGUAUUUAGCGCCAUCCAUCAUUCCUUCAAUUCUGACCAGUUUCCCAGUCCCUGCCGAUGAAAAUCAUCCUCACAGCAUGAUGCUGCCACCACCAUGCUUCACUGUGGGGAUGUUAUUCUCGGGGUGUUAAGAGGUGUUGGGUUUGCGCCAGACAUAGCAUUUUCCUUGAUGGCCAAAAAGCUCAAUUUUAGUCUCAUCUGACCAGAGUACCUUCUUCCAAAUGUUUGGGGAGUCUCCCACAUUACUUUUGGGGAACACCAAAUGUGUUUGCUUAUUUUUUCUUUAAGCAAUGGCUUUUUUCUGACCAAUCUUCCGUAAAGCCCAGCACUGUGGAGUGUACGGCUUAAAGUGGUCCUAUGGACAGAUACUCCAAUCUCCGCUGUGGAGCUUUGCAGCUGCUUCAGGGUUAUCUUUGGUCUCUUUGUUUCCUCUCUGAUUAAUGCCCUCCUUGGUCUUCAUGGUGCCGCUUGCUUGAUGGUGCCCCUUGCUUAGUGGUGUUGCAGACUCUGGGACCUUUCAGAACAGGUGUAUAUAUACUGAGAUCAUGUAACAGAUCAUGUGACACUUAGAUUGCACACAGGUGGACUUUAUUUAACUAAUAUGUGACUUCUGAAGGUAAUUGGUUGCACCAGAUCUUAUUUAGCGGCUUCAUAGCAAAUGGGGUGAAUACAUACAGUGGGGGAAAAAAGUAUUUAGUCAGCCACCAAUUGUGCAAGUUCUCCCACUUAAAAAUAUGAGAGAGGCCUGUAAUUUUCAUCAUAGGUACACGUCAACUAUGACAGACAAUUUGAGGAAAAAAAAUCCAGAAAAUCACAUUGUAGGAUUUUUUAUGAAUUUAUUUGCAAAUUAUGGUGGAAAAUAAGUAUUUGGUCACCUACAAACAAGCAAGAUUUCUGGCUCUCACAGACCUGUAACUUCUUCUUUAAGAGGCUCCUCUGUCCUCCACUCGUUACCUGUAUUAUAGGCACCUGUUUGAACUUGUUAUCAGUAUAAAAGACAACUGUCCACAACCUCAAACAGUCACACUCCAAACUCCACUAUGGCCAAGACCAAAGAGCUGUCAAAGGACACCAGAAACACAAUUGUAGACCUGCACCAGGCUGGGAAGACUGAAUCUGCAAUAGGUAAGCAGCUUGGUUUGAAGAAAUCAACUGUGGGAGCAAUUAUUAGGAAAUGGAAGACAUACAAGACCACUGAUAAUCUCCCUCGAUCUGGGGCUCCACGCAAGAUCUCACCCCGUGGGGUCAAAAUGAUCACAAGAACGGUGAGCAGAAAUUCCAGAACCACACGGGGGGACCUAGUGAAUGACCUGCAGAGAGCUGGGACCAAAGUAACAAAGCCUACCAUCAGUAACACACUACGCCGCCAGGGACUCAAAUCCUGCAGUGCCAGACGUGUCCCCCUGCUUAAGCCAGUACAUGUCAGGCCCGUCUGAAGUUUGCUAGAGUGCAUUUGGAUGAUCCAAAAGAGGAUUGGGAGAAUGUCAUAUGUUCAGAUGAAACCAAAAUAUAACUUUUUGGUAAAAACUCAACUCGUCGUGUUUGGAGGACAAAGAAUGCUGAGUUGAAUCCAAAGAACACCAUACCUACUGUGAAGCAUGGGGGUGGAAACAUCAUGCUUUGGGGCUGAUUUUCUGCAAAGGGACCAGGACGACUGAUCUGUGUAAAGGAAAGAAUGAAUGGGGCCAUGUAUCGUGAGAUUUUGAGUGAAAGCCUCCUUCCAUCAGCAAGGGCAUUGAAGAUGAAACGUGGCUGGGUCUUUCAGCAUGACAAUGAUCCCAAACACACCGCCCGGACAACGAAGGAGUGGCUUCGUAAGAAGAAUUUCAAGGUCCUGGAGUGGCCUAGCCAGUCUCCAGAUCUCAACCCCAUAGAAAAUCUUUGGAGGGAGUUGAAAGUCCGUGUUGCCCAGCGACAGCCCCAAAACAUCACUGCUCUAGAGGAAAUCUGCAUGGAGGAAUGGGCCAAAAUACCAGCAACAGUGUGUGAAAACCUUGUGAAGACUUACAGAAAACGUUUGACCUGUGUCAUUGCCAACAAAGGGUAUAUAACAAAGUAUUGAGAAACUUUUGUUAUUGACCAAAUACUUAUUUUCCACCAUAAUUUGCAAAUAAAUUCAUUAAAAAUCCUACAAUGUGAUUUUCUGGAUUUUUUUUCCUCAUUUUGUCUGUCAUAGUUGACGUGUACCUAUGAUGAAAAUUACAGUCCUCUCUCAUCUUUUUAAGUGGGAGAACUUGCACAAUUGGUGGCUGACUAAAUACUUUUUUUCCCCACUGUAUGCACGCACCACUUUUCCGUUAUUUAUUUUUUAGAAAUUCUUGAAACAAGUUAUUUUUUUCACUUCACCAAUUUGGACUAUUUUGUGUAUGUCCAUUACAUGAAAUCCAAAUAAAAAUCCAUUUAAAUUACAGGUUGUAAUGCAACAAAAUAGGAAAAAUGCCAAGGGGGAUGAAAACUUUUGCAAGGCACUGUAUGAUAUUGAGAAUAUGUUUAAUUGGAGUAGUAAUUUUACAUAAUUGAUGUAAUCUCUUGCUUGCAGGACACAUUUCAGUGGUUUCGUCACAAACUUUCUCACAGUCUGUUAUCUCAAUAGUAAUAAUAACCAUCUCUCUUCUCUCUCUCUGUUUAGACAUGGAGGAUGGCUCGCCCUGUCUUAGACAGAUGGUUUUCGGGGUGGUAACGGCCAUUGACAUGCUUAAUUACAUCACCACGCGCGAGAGGCGGGGAAGCGCACGAGAGCGCACGCUGUCAGAGUGCUCAAUGACGUCAGAGUGCUCACUGACCGACUAGCUGUCACCACUUCCUGUUUCCUGUGGAGAGUAGGAAGUGACCGCCCGCUUGACACCCUCUGAGUAACGACAAUGACAAUGAAGAAGAUUAUGAAGAUGUAGACUUUUAGGAGUGGCGGGGGUUGUGGUUUAGUCUUAAAAGAAGUGUAUAGUCAUUUCCUCCCUUUUUGGCUACAUCGGUUUUGUUAUUUGUCUGUGAUGACAAUAAUUAUUCAUUGUAGCCUAUACUGCGAUUGAAGCAACUUAGCUGGUUUCAGAUACAUAGUUUUCCGCUAACUUUAAGGUAUAGAAAUUACAUGUAACAAACAGUGUGCAACUCGAGACACUUCCAUCUGUCUUGCCUCUUCAUUAUUGAAAGUAACUUUUACUUUAAGAUCUACAUAUAAAUAGUGUUCCUCUGACUUUAUUUUAUUGCCGAUAUCAAUAUCAUCGCUAGACUAACAACUCAGUAAAUUUGAAUCUUUCAGCUAAAUAGUCAUCAUAUAGCUACCAUUUUGUAUUGCAUUAAGAUUUGUAUGUAACUGAUAUGCAAAUGUGACAUACAUCUUUAAGACUUUAAAGCACAUCAUAGAUUCUUAAUUACUUAUUUGAUACCAACGAAGUUACAUCGCCAUGUAGUGGCAGCUAAAGACAUGGCAUGUACCAAAAAAUGGUUAUUUGUGUUGUUCAAUCUGAAAUGGAUACCAAGACAACAUUCAUUGACAACAUUCAAAGAGAUAGGAUGUCAGUGAAGGGUACCUGUCUUUUGUUUGAAGGGGUUGGAAAGUAAGCAAGGUCACAGGGUAGGUCAGGUUAAGGAUAGGCGAGUUUGGCACACAAUCAAACUGCAACCCAAACAGUAUGCCUUGUGUUGGGUAAUUUUUUUAUUGUAUUGAAUAAGGCUGUAUUGAAUAGUUUGUUGGUUGAGAGUAUUUAAAGCAGAGAGGCCCAUCACAGUGCAGGUGUUUUAUACAGGCAUGUCUGUCUGGGACAGUUUGUUUAAGCCAAGGGUUGGGUUGUUUGAACUUUUUACAAAUUUUCUGUACUUUUUGACUUUAUGUACAAUCAUUAAUGUGUAAUGUUAUGUAUGACCAUGGACCCAGAGCUGUUAUGAUCUAUUCACUUUAGCAGGGAUGUAUUUGUAUGUAAAUAUGUCUUUAGUGUUUUUAAGUAUGAAAAAUGUAUGCACUCACUAACUGUAAGUCGCUCUGGAUAAGAGCAUCUGCUAAAUGACUAAAAUGUAAAUGUAAACGUUAAGACAGAUGCUUCAGUAUUUGCGUGAGGUGAUGUGGCUAUGGUUAUGGAGGUGAUAUUUGAACUACAUUCCUGUCUCUGUAUUUCCACCCUGGCUCUGGGUCCAGCUGUUCAUUUAAUAUUUAUCUUGAUUUUUUUAUUCAGGUUCUUUUGUGAUGUAAUUAUAUUCUCACUAGUUUCCAAUAAAGGCUUGUUAUUUUUCUCUUGAACA